This is a messenger RNA of Cebus imitator (Panamanian white-faced capuchin), 7036 nucleotides long. It is a transcript of the gene PBX1, whose product is annotated as PBX homeobox 1. Gene Ontology annotation, cellular component: nucleus. NCBI's taxonomy places the organism in Eukaryota, Metazoa, Chordata, Mammalia, Primates, Cebidae. The transcript is spliced from 8 exons. The coding region runs from base 742 to 1785 and encodes 347 amino acids. Gene Ontology annotation, biological process: regulation of transcription by RNA polymerase II; embryonic organ development; animal organ morphogenesis. Gene Ontology annotation, molecular function: DNA-binding transcription factor activity, RNA polymerase II-specific; RNA polymerase II cis-regulatory region sequence-specific DNA binding. The record is from RefSeq and is a predicted model, not a curated record.
UCCUCCUCCUCUUCNCCUCCUCCUCUUCCUCCUCCUCCUCCUCCUCCUCCUCCUCCUCUUCUUCUCAGGCUGUGGUUUUUCUGUAUAUGUUUCUGGAGUCCUGAGCCUGAGCUAAACAAAAGCAGGAGGCUGACGGGGCUGCUGGAGUUUGCAGAGACACGGAGGAGGAGAGAGCCUGUGCUUUGCCUGCCGCCGCGGCUGGGGGAGAUCUGGCUUUUGCAACAGCCCACCCCCUUUGAGAUCACUCUGGCCCGGAGUGGGGGUGGGGGGCAGCGGGGGGUGGGGGGGAAAGUUUGCAUUGCAAUCCCCCUGCCUUCCUCCCGAUCAAUGCAUAUUUGCAAAAGGAUUAAGCCACAGAUUUAAGCGCCGGGAGCCCAUUUCUGCCUUGCAAAGGAGACCGGACUGAAAAACCAAAAGCCAGCUCUGAUUUCUUUUCGCCAAGUGGGAAGGUGGUUUAUUUUUCUUGCUUUUUGGAGUCAACACCCUUCCCCACCAGCCCUUAUCCCCACCCUCACCCCGCAACCCCUUCACGCCCCCUCCCCCUCCCCCCUCCCCAUCCUCCCACCAUCCUCUAGAGGCAAAGGGAUUUUUUUUUUCUUUUGGUCUUCUUUUUUCCCCCUUCCCUGUUUAUCCUGAAAAGGAUUUGAAGACAAGCUUGAAGGAUAAAAAGCCUUGGUGCUUCCCAGGAGCCGAGCCGAGGAGCAGAAGAGGAAGAGCCGGGGGCUGCCGUAGCCUUUGGAGAUGGACGAGCAGCCCAGGCUGAUGCAUUCCCAUGCUGGGGUCGGGAUGGCCGGACACCCCGGCCUGUCCCAGCACUUGCAGGAUGGGGCCGGAGGGACCGAGGGGGAGGGCGGGAGGAAGCAGGACAUUGGAGACAUUUUACAGCAAAUUAUGACCAUCACAGACCAGAGUUUGGAUGAGGCGCAGGCCAGAAAACAUGCUUUAAACUGCCACAGAAUGAAGCCUGCCUUGUUUAAUGUGUUGUGUGAAAUCAAAGAAAAAACAGUUUUGAGUAUCCGAGGAGCCCAGGAGGAGGAGCCCACGGACCCCCAGCUGAUGCGGCUGGACAACAUGCUGCUCGCGGAAGGCGUGGCGGGGCCUGAGAAGGGCGGAGGGUCCGCGGCGGCGGCGGCGGCGGCGGCGGCCUCCGGAGGGGCCGGUUCCGACAACUCAGUGGAGCACUCAGAUUACAGAGCCAAGCUCUCACAGAUCAGACAAAUCUACCAUACGGAGCUGGAGAAAUACGAGCAGGCCUGCAACGAGUUCACCACCCAUGUGAUGAAUCUCCUUCGAGAGCAAAGCCGGACCAGGCCCAUCUCCCCAAAGGAGAUUGAGCGGAUGGUCAGCAUCAUCCACCGCAAGUUCAGCUCCAUCCAGAUGCAGCUGAAGCAGAGCACGUGCGAGGCUGUGAUGAUCCUGCGUUCCCGAUUUCUGGAUGCGCGGCGGAAGAGACGGAAUUUCAACAAGCAAGCCACAGAAAUCCUGAAUGAAUAUUUCUAUUCCCAUCUCAGCAACCCUUAUCCCAGUGAGGAAGCCAAAGAGGAGUUAGCCAAGAAGUGCGGCAUCACAGUCUCACAGGUAUCAAACUGGUUUGGAAAUAAGCGAAUCCGGUACAAGAAGAACAUAGGUAAAUUUCAAGAGGAAGCCAAUAUUUAUGCUGCCAAAACAGCUGUCACUGCUACCAAUGUGUCAGCCCAUGGAAGCCAAGCUAACUCGCCCUCAACUCCCAACUCAGCUGGUGGAUACCCUUCGCCAUGUUAUCAGCCAGACAGGAGGAUACAGUGAUGGACUCGCAGCCAGUCAGAUGUACAGUCCGCAGGGCAUCAGUGCUAAUGGAGGUUGGCAGGAUGCUACUACCCCUUCAUCAGUGACCUCCCCUACAGAAGGCCCUGGCAGUGUUCACUCUGAUACCUCCAACUGAUCUCCCAGCAAUCGCAUCCCGGCUGACCCUGUGCCCCGGUUGGGGCAGGGGCAGGAGGGAGGGUUUCUCUCCCAACGCUGAAGCGGUCAGACUGGAGGUCGAAGCAAUCAGCAAACACAAUAAGAGUCUCCUUCUCUUCUCUUCUUUGGGAUGCUAUUUCAGCCAAUCUGGACACUUCUUUAUACUCUCUUCCCUUUUUUUUCUGGGUAGAAGCCACCCUUCCCUGCCUCCAGCUGUCAGCCUGGUUUUCGUUAUCUUCCCUGCCCCUGUGCCUCUGUCCUAGAUUCCCGGGGUCCCUGUCCUCUCUCAUAUCACGGAAGGAUAUUUUCAACAAUUAGAGGAAUUUAAAGAGGAAAAUAACGACAAAGAAAAUAAUAAAAGUGUUUGUACGUUUUCAUGCUGGUGGUUUGAGGAGCCAAAUUUACCUCACUCGGAUCCCUAACUCCUAUGUUAACAGCCAAUCUUCCUCUCACUACCUCUUAGCAGGAAUACGCCACAUUGCCCUACUCAUUCCAGGCCUCCCUGCCUCCUCUUGCUCUUCCUCCCUGGGGACAGUACUGAUUGGAACACUUUCCUCCUCUUCUUCCCAGCCCCAGCUAUUCACUGGGGACUGUCAUAGCUGGGAUUCCUAAGGUGCCACAUUUUUCAGUUUCAUCUCCACUAGGUUGGUUCCCAGGCAGGAAGUCAGGCAGUAGGGAAGGACACGGGAACAGCAGGUGCAGAAUUCCUACAGGCUUUCUAAUCCUGUGAGCAACGGCUCUCAGUUUCAGAGGCACAGUCUUUGGAGACCAUUCAACACUCAGCAAGCAAUGUUUAGAACCUAUUGCAAAACUGGGCCUGGGUUAGGCAUAGUGAUGAAUGCAUCAGUAAGGAAUAGAAAGCUCUUAUCAUGAAACCCUUCAACCUCAGCCAUGCCUUCAUACUUACACACAUACAUGUACAUGUUGGCACAUGCACCAGUUCACACCUUCACUUUCCCAAGGUGCCAUGUACAAUUACCUGCGUUAAUAACCAUAGCACUAUACUUUAUGAGCCCGAGAGAGGGAAUUAGUGACGCUGAGUGAAGGUCACUGACACAGAGAAGCAGUAUGUGUCUGGGGCUCCCAGGACCUGCAGGGCCGCUAGCAUACACUUACCGGAAUGGCAUACGCAGGACCUGAUCUUGAGGAAGGCCAGGUUUCCAGUGUGAACUAACUCCUGUUCUCACCACCUCUGGAGUGCUCAGGGAGCCACACACAGUACUUACAAUGUCUUUCAUGGAUUUGGUUCUGUUUCAUUUUUUGUUUUGUAUUAGGCACACUGUAUUACUUUUCCAAAAUGUUACACCACACCAUGUUCUUGAUGCCGACCUAUUGCUCUGGAGGAAAGAGUUGUUUCAGAACGUGGCUCAUGUGAACUUUUGCUAGCUGCAUUUGAGGACCUGAGAAUCAUGGGUAAAGGGGAGGUAAUGUUUUCAUUGAAAUCAUCACAGUGAUUUUUAUUCCCUGGGAACACAGUGUGUACUAAAAAUAUAUGAGAAAGUAGCUUGUACUUGAAAGCUAUUCUCAGAUGUCACCUGAGCUCACCAUCUUCAUAGCCAACCCAACCAGCAAUAAAGAUGGCAGCUCUAUCACUUGAUUAAGUGGGAGGUGGUCAAAUCUUUUGGUGCCUCAUUUUCUUCAUCUGUGAGAUGGGAACUGCUAUGCCUGAGUUAUAAGAGGCUUGUGAGAGACUGGAGAAGUUGGUUUUACUCGUAUCCAACCUGUAAAUGUGAAGUCAGGGGAAGUAAUGUCCCUGAAAUAAACGGGUUCAUGCUGUCUAGGGGCAGUAAAUGGUUUUCUUGUUCUAACUCCUGAUUAAUAUCAGAACCUUGAUGUCAUCACCAUGAUGACAAAGAGAAGAGUUGUUGAUUUUCUUGGUUUUGGUCUGUCUGAUUCCUUGGGAGAAAGAAAAGCUUCCAAACUAGAAAAAUAGGCCCUGGUUCUCUUAGUUUGCACUUGAACCCAAUAUGUUGCCUUGUACAUCCUUGGUCCCUGUCACAUUGACUGUGCUUGGGAGGCUUCCAGGGAGUAGAAGACCCUGAGGGGUGAGAAUGUCCAGCUAACAAGGACAUGGAAAUUCUCCAUGGCACUACAGUCAUAAGUAGAAAACACUCUGUGUGCUCAGAGGAGCAGGGAUGCCACCGAAGAAACUGGAGGGUACGUGUGUUUGAAGGAAAUGCAAAAGCUAAAUAUUUAGCAAAAUGAGAUUAUGCCUUGAUGACUAAAAGACACUAGAAAGGUUGUGUCUGCUAACUUCUGCCCUAAUCAGAACAGAUGCCUAGAAGGAGCAUCUUGGUGACAACUUCAUACUAAUUAGAACCAGUGGAGAACUCCGUCUUAGUGGCAGGAGUAUAAUGAAACUGCCCACACCAGAACAUGGUUGAAUCACCUUUGCUUGACUUAGCGCAAAGUGCAAAAGAGACACAAAAGUGUGCUCUUGGAAACAGGAAGGGUGACUCCAGAUGUGGCUUGAAUGAUUGCCAUGUGAAGUCAAUGCAAAAGGUCAGAGCAGUGCUACAUUUGCACAGGCAGUUUCUCUCCGGGCAGCAGUUUGCACUGAUGAUCAGCUUUCAUGGCAUUUUCCCCACCCAGCACUUCACUUAGCCCUCUCUAUAUUCAGCACCUCUCCCUGGCACCCCCUGCAAGCCCACUGUCACUUCCUGUUUCCAAGGUGGCAGCCGUGGGAUCUGUCCACAUUAAGCGAAGUAGGAGAACACAGAGCAGCGGGAUGGGUUUGGAAAAAGUGUGCCUCUGCAAACACAGCUUCCUGAGAAUUCACAUUAGGUCAGUCCUACGGAUACCAAGAGGCACCCCAGGUUUCCUUCAUUUUCUAAUGGAACUGGGAGUGCUCCAUUCCCCCACCCCGACCCCCCAAGCAAAUUUCCCCUGAUAAAUGAUACUAGACCCUGGGUUUGCCCACCUUGUAACUCUUCAUUAUCUCCUCCUUUUCAUCCCUAACUGCUCCUCCCGCCGGCGUGGAAUUGAUACCCAUGCAGUACAUUUGCCAAGUGGCACCUUCUUUCAAUUUAUGUUUUCUUUUGCCGUGGUGGUGGUUCUUUAUUUGCUGGUUGCCUUUUCUCACACAUCUUUUUCUCUCUCUUUCCUUCUGCUUUUUGUUUUUCUGCCCAGAAAAACCUGACUUCGAUACCAAAAAAGAUGAAACUACAGAAACUCAAAUUUAAAAAAAACUUUAAAAAAAAAACAAAAAAUACUCAACAAUUCUUUCAGCUUUAUUAACAUUUUCCAUUGUUUCUUGCGACUUGUGUCUCGUUCUUUGUAGUAUUGAUGAUGAACAUUUGAUAAUGAAUGUUCUUGUAUAUUCAGAUAAAGGAAAAAAAACCAAAAAAGCGGUCUGAAUUUAAUAGUGUUUAUAAUAAAAAUUUUAAAAAUGACCCUCAUAGCACGCAAAACAGGAUGGGGAAUUCCCCCUCUUCCUUCUGUGACAAUGCGUAUCAUUCCUGCAUUAGUUUUUAACACCAAACUACCUACAUUCAUCAUUUCCCUCAUUUUUCUUUUAUUUUCUUGCAUUUGUGAAUUAGUUCAAGAAUGCUAGAAAAGUGUCGAGUUGUGCACAUUUAUUUCUUGUUUCACAAUGUUUAAAAGUGACAGUAAUUCAUUUUGUAAACUAAAAAAAAGGUUGGAAUAGUGAUCAUAAUAGGUACAACCUAACACAUUAUUAUGUUUAUUAACUUUGAGACCCAGAAAUAAAUUCUUUUCUUUUCUUUAUUCUUGCUCUUAAAAAUACAAAAAGAAAAAAAAAAGUUUCAUUUUGUGUUAUUUUUUGGUUUGUUUAUGGGGGGGGCUUUUUUUAAUUGUCAGGAUUAUGAUCUUGCUGUUUUUCUUCGAUAUGUAUACAAGGUGAUGUGAAAAGAUGACAUUAGCAUAGUAGUAAGAACAAGUAGGCUUGUUCUUCUACUUUGUUUCAGGAUUUAGUUAAUGCCAAAAGAGAAGAUCAAGUUCAUGUUGAUAUCUCAUGGCUCACCUGCAUUUCCAGAGUGUGGCACUCAUGCAGACCCAGAGAAAGAUAAAAUCAGGGACAUGCUUCUCCUUUUAGCCCUUUAAAAAUUUAAGAAAUUAGCCCAAGGGAACGUUUUAUGCUAUCAGGAAAAGUUUUGGCCAUUUUUGAUUCUGAUUGUCACAACCAAGUACUUUGUUUUCUUUCUCCCUAAUUCCAUGAGUCCUCUUCCAAGUAGAGAGACUUUUUCUUCCAGAGGAAUCCCACAGGAGAUGCUGGUAUGAUGGGCACCAUUGGCUAAGUAAACUAGAUGCAGGAAGCGGUCCUUGGGGCCAGUCUGCCAGCAGAGUCCUGGUUCUGGACAAAGAGUUGGUGAGAUGUUGGGCCAGGCUCAGUGCUGUAAUUUUAAUGCUAAGAGGUUGAGUUUACUUCACAGACAGUACACCUCUUAGUAAUCUCUGACUUAGGCAGCUGCUUGAAGCAAAUCGCAAAACCGGCUUGAUUUGGAAGGCUUUUAUUAGAGGAAAAAAGAAAGCCAUAUUAUCUGAAAAAGCUUAAUUUUAAAUAUCCCUUAUUCAACAAAUUAUGUUCAGAAAGUGGUCAGAACUUAGGCAAGAAAAGUGAAGAAAGAAUGCAGAAUUGAGGGGUAACACCUUAGGAAGUGUUUCUACCCGGAAACUUGCACUCUCGAAGUCGUAAGGAUAUAAUGGCGAGCUUUUCACAUCACCUUUAUGGUUUCAAUCCCUAGCUCAAAGCUUUCUGGAAUCUUUUAUUUUUUGUAACCUUUUUUUUUCUUUUGUUAAAAUAAAUAAAACAUUCAAUGUUUUUCUCCUUUUCUCUCUUAUUCUUUUCUUAAGCAUUUUCAUUUUGAAAUGCUUUCCUUUGGUUGUUGGUUUUAUUCUCCCCCUACCCCUCCCUUUUCUUAUUAUUCAGAGUAUAAACCUGCAAAGCUCUGCUCUGUUUUGGUUUUGAACGUUUAAGCUUUUAUGCUUCUGUGAGAGCACAGGCUUCUGUCCCUUUUGAUUCCAACUGAACUUUUGUGUUCUCUAAUGAUACUAACACGGUGUAGGUUUUACAGUCUCCUAAUUUGUACUGGUAAUGCAUAUUCCAAAUAAAUAGUUUCUUUUGUUGCAAAAAAAA